AGCGAGCACGUUGGGGACUUGGUCUUUCAGGUCUGCUCUCUCUGUGGGUGUGUGCGAGGAAGCUUUGGUCUUUCUGCAGACUUUUGCUGGCCAGUGUCUUAUAUCCUGUCUAGAGCAACAUCACAGCAUGGCGUUAAAUCUAACUAUCAAUCCGAGCAACCCUCCUUUGGGUGCUCUCCUGGCUGCAGAACAUGUGAAAGGGACUGUCCAACUGUCAGUGGAGGAAGGCAAAGACACAAAGCUUCAUGUAUCAGACUCUAUCCAGUUCAAUGAUGUCAACUCCAUUAGUCGCUACUUGGCUCGUGUAGCUCCAGCCUUUGGCCUCUAUGGAGCCAACAUGAUGGAGCAGACUGAAGUUGAUCAUUGGUUGGAGUUCAGUGCUCGUCGUCUGAGUGGUCAGUCAGAUUUGUCUGCAGCCCUUAGUGAGUUGGACAAGGCCCUAUCAUUGCGGACCUUCUUGGUUGGACAUUCACUCACUCUGGCUGACUUGUCUGUCUGGGCUGCUCUUAAAGGUCAUAGAGAUUGGCCAAGCAAGGGAAAAAUGUUCACCCACAUCAAUCGCUGGUUCUUUUUCCUGAAUGCACAGAUCCCUUUUUCAUCUGUGGGCAAUAAGUAUGUCGGUAAAAAAGCCCCAGAAGCCCGAUCCAGUUCUUUGGAGAAAGAAAAGAAGCAGGAUCUUGGAAAGUUUGUUGAAUUGCCAGGAGCUGAAAUGGGAAAUGUUGUUGUUCGCUUCCCUCCUGAGGCCAGUGGCUAUCUGCAUAUUGGCCAUGCUAAGGCUGCUCUGCUUAAUCAACAUUACCAGGUGACUUUCAAAGGCAAGCUCAUCAUGCGGUUUGAUGACACUAAUCCUGAGAAGGAAAAAGAGGACUUUGAGAAGGUCAUCCUGGAAGACGUUGCCAUGCUCCAGAUCAAACCAGAUCAGUUCACUUACACCAGUGAUCAUUUCCCUGCUAUAAUGCGCUAUGCUGAGAAACUUCUUGCUGAGGGCAAGGCAUACAUUGAUGACACUCCUCCAGAGCAGAUGAAACAGGAGAGAGAGCAGCGCAUUGAGUCAAAAUGCCGUAACAACACUCUGGAGCAGAACAUGAAAAUGUGGUCUGAGAUGAAAGAGGGCACAGAAUAUGGGCAGACCUGCUGCAUGAGGGCCAAGAUGGACAUGAACUCAAACAAUGGUUGCUUGAGAGACCCUACGCUUUACCGUUGCAAGAACACACCGCACCCCCGCACCAAAAGCACUUAUAAAGUUUACCCCACAUACGACUUUGCAUGCCCAAUUGUGGACAGUGUGGAAGGAGUGACCCAUGCUCUCAGGACGACAGAGUACCAUGACCGUGAUGAACAAUACUACUGGUUUAUCAAUGCUCUGGGAAUUAGGAAACCCUACAUCUGGGAGUAUGCUCGACUUAAUCUCAACAACACGGUUUUAUCCAAGAGGAAACUCACCUGGUUUGUUGACCAGGGUUAUGUUGAUGGAUGGGAUGACCCCCGCUUCCCUACAGUGAGAGGAGUGCUUAGGAGAGGAAUGACUGUGGAAGGCUUGAAACAGUUUAUAGCCGCUCAGGGUGGCUCCAGAUCUGUGGUGAACAUGGAAUGGGACAAGAUCUGGGCCUUCAAUAAAAAGGUUAUUGAUCCAGUAGCUCCCAGGUACACAGCCCUGUCCAGCUCAUAUGUGGUCCCUGUGUCCAUCCCCGGAGCCACGGAGGGGAAGAAAGAAGUUCCAAAACAUCCCAAGAAUGCUGAUGUAGGAAUGAAGGAAGUUUGGUAUGGGCCGCGGGUUUUGGUUGAAGGAGCAGAUGCUGAAACAUUCUCUGAGGGCGAGGUGGUAACUUUCAUUAACUGGGGCAACCUCAUCAUCACAAAGAUUAACAAAGCCACUGAUGGGAAGGUUCUGUCCAUGGAGGCUCGCCUGAACCUUGAGAAUACAGACUACAAGAAGACUGCAAAGAUCACCUGGCUUGCUGAAACAAAAAGCACCCCUCUGUUGCCCACAGUUUGUGUCGCCUACCAGCCUAUAAUCACCAAAGCAGUCUUGGGCAAAGAUGACGACUUUAAGGACUACAUCAACAAGAAUAGCAAGUCUGAGGAAAAGAUGCUUGGAGACCCCUGUCUGAAGAACCUAAAAAAAGGAGACAUUAUACAGCUCCAGAGACGUGGCUUUUACAUUUGUGACCAGCCAUAUGAGCCAGUCAGCCCCAACAGCUGCAAGGAGAGCCCCUGUGUCCUCUUCUAUAUUCCUGAUGGUCAUACGAAGGAAAUGCCAACGGCUGGGGCAAAGGAUAAGAACAAGAGUCAGACUUCAAACAAUACAUCCUCCACUGCCAAGGCAGCCUCACAAUCUCCAGCAGCUCCAGCUCCUGCUACAGCUUCAGCCAGUGAUCUGUUCUCAAGCAUUGUGGCUCAGGGAGAUGCUGUGCGCCAGUUAAAGACUGAUAAGGCACCAAAAGAAGAAGUGGACAAGGCUGUCCAGCAGCUCUUGGCUCUGAAGACACAAUUUAAGCGGGUGACUGGCAUGGAGUACAAACCUGGCAUGACUCCACCAGUAUCCACCCCAGCACCAUCGUCUGCACCAUCGUCUGUAGCAACAGCCUCCUCCACCUGUCCAUAUACACGUGUUUCUGAGCAAGGCGAGCUGGUCAGAAAACUGAAGGCAGAGAAGGCUCCUAAGGACCAGAUAGACGCUGCAGUGAAGCAGUUGCUGGCUCUGAAAGCAGAGUUUAAAAACCAAACUGGUCAGGAGUAUAAACCAGGGAUGGCCCCUAUAUCCCCCACCCCCUCUUCUUCAGCCCUCUCUUCAUCUUCCGCCUCUUUUGGCCUGUAUGAGCGUGUCGCACAGCAAGGAGAGGUGGUGAGGCAGCUCAAAGCUGAAAAAGUUCCUAAGGAUCAAAUAGAUGCAGCAGUGAAGCUGCUCCUUGCACUCAAAGCUGAAUACAAACAGAUGACGGGUGAGGACUACAAACCUGGAGUUGCCCCUGCUCAGAAGAGCCCCGCCCCUGUUCAGAGUAUGCCUGUCUCUGCUCCCUCUGCAGCAGGCCUCUAUGAAAAGGUGGCUGAGCAGGGAGAGGUGGUCAGGAAACUGAAGUCUGAAAAAGCUCCAAAAGAUCAGGUGGAUGUUGCGGUUAAACAGCUGUUGACUCUAAAGGCAGAGUACAAACAACAGACUGGACAGGAUUAUAAACCAGGAGUACAAGUCCCAGUGAGCCCUGCCCAGCCACAGCCCCCAACCCAGUCUGCUCAGUCCCCACAGGCAGAGGAGCUGUAUGCACGGGUUGCACAACAGGGAGAGGUGGUGCGAAAACUGAAGUCUGAAAAAGCAGCCAAGGAGCAAGUUGACGAGGCCGUGAAAACUUUGUUGGAUUUAAAGAACAAGUACAAGGCACUGACAGGACAGGAGUACAAACCAAUGGCAGCAGCAGGUGCAUCUGGUGGUGAAAACAAGAGUCGCAAAGAGAAGGAAAACAAAUCUGAAAAACAGGGGGCUGCUGGAGGAGCUGGAGGUGGAAAGAAGGGCAAAGGAGACAAGCCCAGCCAGGGCAAAGAGGCAGCGGGGGGAGCAGGAGGAGGAGAGGGCCAAGGGCCCAAGAAGCAGACACGAUUGGGUCUUGAGGCUAAGAAAGAGGAAAAUUUGGCUGACUGGUAUUCUCAGGUCAUCACCAAAGCAGAGAUGAUUGAGUACUAUGAUGUCAGCGGCUGCUAUGUGCUUCGACCAUGGUCUUUUGCCAUCUGGGAGGCCAUCAAGGACUAUUUCGAUCGGGAAAUAAAGAAACUUGGUGUGGAAAACUGCUACUUCCCCAUGUUUGUCUCUCAGGCAGCCCUCGAGAAGGAAAAGACCCACAUUGAAGACUUUGCCCCCGAGGUUGCCUGGGUGACGAGGUCAGGAAAGACUGAGUUGGCUGAGCCCAUUGCUGUCAGGCCCACCAGUGAGACAGUGAUGUACCCAGCUUAUGCUAAAUGGGUCCAGUCCCACAGAGACCUACCAAUCAAACUCAAUCAGUGGUGUAAUGUUGUGAGAUGGGAGUUCAAACAUCCCCAGCCUUUCCUAAGGACUAGAGAGUUUUUGUGGCAAGAAGGUCACACUGCCUUUGCCACCAAAGAGGAAGCAGCCGAAGAAGUGCUACAAAUUUUGGACCUGUAUGCCAAGGUCUAUGAGGAACUAAUGGCCAUUCCAGUCGUGAAGGGAAGAAAAACUGAGAAGGAGAAGUUUGCAGGGGGAGAUUACACCACCACUGUUGAGGCUUUCAUCUCUGCGAGUGGUCGAGCCAUUCAGGGUGCUACUUCUCAUCAUCUUGGUCAAAACUUUGCUAAAAUGUUUGAAAUCAUGUUUGAAGAUCCCAAAAAUCCAGGUGAGAAGCAACUGGCCUUCCAGAACUCCUGGGGCAUCACCACCAGGACCAUUGGUGUCAUGACCAUGGUCCAUGGUGACAACAUGGGGCUUGUGCUUCCUCCGAGGGUUGCCUGUCUACAGGUUGUGGUCAUCCCUUGUGGUGUGACUGCCUCUCUCUCAGAGGAGCAGAAGGACGUGUUGUUGGCGCAGUGUUCUAAAUACAUGAACAGGCUGCUGGAUGCUGGUGUCAGGGUGAAGACUGACCUCAGAGAAAACUACUCCCCUGGCUGGAAGUUCAACCACUGGGAGCUCAAGGGAGUCCCAAUCCGUUUAGAAGUUGGUCCCAAAGACAUGCAGCAGCGCCAGUGUGUGGCUGUGAGGAGAGACAAUGGUGAAAAGCUGACCAUUCCAGAUGCUGAGGUGGAAAAGAGGAUACCAGCUCUUUUGGAAGAGAUUCAAAACUGUCUUUACAAGAAAGCAUCAGAUGACUUGAACACUCACAUGGUAGCUGUUGACACUAUGGAGGAAUUUCAGAAAGAGUUGGACCAAGGAAAGAUUGUCCAAAUUCCCUUCUGUGGACAAAUUGAGUGUGAAGACUGGAUCAAGAAAACCACUGCAAAGGACCAGGAUCUUGAGCCUGGAGCUCCAUCUAUGGGAGCCAAGAGCCUCUGCAUCCCCUUUUCCCCUCUGAAGACCCUUCAGCCUGGCCAAGUGUGUGUCAGUGGCAAAGAGCCUGCCAAGUACUAUACGCUGUUUGGACGCAGCUACUAAAAACUGCCCUGCUGCUACAAGUCAAAGGGCUUUUUCCAAACUCUAUGUACCUCUUUUCUCAUGUCUUUACUGUGAGAAUUCUGACACUGAUUGGAGACAGUGUCAUGUAAUAUUUAGUUAUUAUUUAAUGCCAUACUACACUUUCCUUUAACCUCUUUUCUAAUCCCACUGAUGGCUGAGUAAUUCAGAAUUUACAUAGCAUUGGGAUACCAUCUUUGUGCUGUUUAAUUAUGUAAUGCUGUGUGUUAAAAUGCAUUAAUGGAAGACCUUUAUAAUUAAAUGUCAUUUUAAAGUAGACUUAACUAUAGAUAUAUGACAAAAAAAUAUAUAACUCAGGUACUCAAGUGCUUUUCAGUCAUCUCAUUUAGCUGAUGAUAUGCCAUUCACCUUUACCAUAGGUCCCCCCCCCCUCCCCCCAUUAAAGUAAUUUACACAGUA
Boleophthalmus pectinirostris (great blue-spotted mudskipper) is the source of this 5530-nucleotide messenger RNA. RefSeq names its product glutamyl-prolyl-tRNA synthetase 1 (gene eprs1). The coding region runs from base 128 to 5092 and encodes 1654 amino acids. Gene Ontology annotation, cellular component: cytoplasm; aminoacyl-tRNA synthetase multienzyme complex. Lineage: Eukaryota; Metazoa; Chordata; Actinopteri; Gobiiformes; Gobiidae. Gene Ontology annotation, biological process: glutamyl-tRNA aminoacylation; translation; prolyl-tRNA aminoacylation. The transcript has 35 exons. The record is from RefSeq and is a predicted model, not a curated record. Gene Ontology annotation, molecular function: glutamate-tRNA ligase activity; proline-tRNA ligase activity; ATP binding.